This is a messenger RNA of Branchiostoma belcheri (Belcher's lancelet), 2335 nucleotides long. RefSeq names its product kelch-like protein 12. Gene Ontology annotation, molecular function: protein binding. Bases 17 to 1774 code for a protein of 585 amino acids. The transcript has 2 exons. NCBI's taxonomy places the organism in Eukaryota, Metazoa, Chordata, Leptocardii, Amphioxiformes, Branchiostomatidae. The record is from RefSeq and is a predicted model, not a curated record.
CUUCAUCAUCAUCAUCAUGGCUGCCGCUGCCCAAGAAACGCACGUCAGCUCAGUUCGUUCUCGUUCCUACCAAGACGAGAGCUAUCUGCACGGGUUUCUUGGAGCUGUGGGUGACUUACAGAAGGAAGGGGAACUGCAGGAUGUCGUCCUUGAAGUCGAGGGCCGGCGGUUUCCCUGCCAUCGGCUUGUUCUGUCCGCGGCCAGCCCCUACUUCAGAGCCAUGUUUACAAGCGACAUGGCGGAAAGUCGGCAGAAGACGGUCGUUUUACAGGGUCUGGAUGCAGGCAUGUUUGAGGAGAUCCUGAGCUACAUCUACUCGGGAACCCUCCAUGUGUCCCUGGACAGAGUGCAGCCCCUGUACCAGGCAGCCGACCUCCUGCAGCUGGACUAUGUGAGAGACACCUGCAGCAGCUACAUGGCCAUGAACGUGGAGCGCUCCACCUGUGUGGACCUGUACAAGUUUGCUGAUGUCUUCGGGGCGAAUGUUGUUCUGAACUCUUGUCUACAGUAUAUAUGUCAGCAUUUUGUGGAGGUUUCCUCCAGUGAGGAGUUCUGCAUCCUGAGUGUGGAUCAGCUGACUGAGAUCAUCAGCCAUGAUGAGCUGGAGGUUAAAAAGGAGACAGAAGUGUGGGAGGCUGUGGUGAGAUGGGUGCAGCACAGCAGGGAGGACAGACUGCAGCACCUACCCAGCAUCCUCCAUCACAUCCGCUUCAACCUGCUGACCUCAGAUGACACGACAGCCAUCUUGGAACACCCCCUGAUCAGGGAGGAUCCUGGGAGUUCCGAGGUCAUCAGGAAUGAGGUACAGAGGAACCCCAACCUGAAGCCGAGGCUUGGGAUGAUGACCAUGGAAAUGGUUUUGCUGUCUAAAAACUCUGAUGCAAAAAAGAUGCUGUGGAUGAACCCAGGAGAAGGGAAGUACAUCAGGUGUGACUACAACCUACCAGGAUAUACCUAUAAUGGUGUGGUUACACACGAUAAUGAGAUCUAUGUGUUAGCUGCAGAUUCACACAACAUCUAUCUGUGUAAAUACAACCAUGUUGAGAACAAGUGGGAACAAAAGUCGACCGUGUCCGAAGGACCUAUAGAAAUGGAAUGGUUACCAAAUGACUACCUUAUGGAUAUCGAUGGACUUUUUUACCUUGUGACUUCACCAGAGAUGGCGUUCAAGAAAUACAACCAGCAGACAAAUGAGUGGCACAACUGUGCAAUGCCAGAAGAUGGUGAGCAGUUGGACGUCGCCUUUGCAGUAUCCUGCAAUCGGCGCAUCUACCUCUUCACAUAUACAGAAAUGCAUUGGUACGACCCGAGUGAAGACCGGUGGUCCAGGAAAGCCCUGUCAGACUACAGUCCUACAGUGGACGUUGAAUACGGUCCAGUAGUCGCCAUGGGAACAAAGAUCUUCUGGACGGAUCCUGGCUUCUACAACAUGUUGGAGUACGAUACAGAAGCAGACAGCUGGUCUGAGCAUCCAGCCCCAGAGUUUGAGGACAAUGAUCCAGAGAUUGAAGAUCGAGCUUUCUUUGUACUCCAAAACAUGCUCCACAUAUUGGUCAACUACAAAUGCCUGAUUGGUGAUGACUCCAGCCUAUUUCAACAGGUUUUUGUGUAUGACAGGCGUGAACAUAUUUGGAGAGAGCUGCCUGAGCUGCCUUUUGGGCGGCAGUGUAGGUAUGAUCCUAUGUGCAUUGUGGCUCCUAUAUACCUACCAUAUCUGAACACCAGCCAUGCCGACACACAGGAUGCAGCAAACCCAGGGGGGACCAUCUGGUGAAUAGUUUUGGUAGUUCGCAACCCAUCAGAGCAUGCGUGAGAACAUGCUAGAGAUUAGGCAGACUUUGAUGACUUCUUUGUCUGAGUUGGUUUUAUAGUAGUCUCUCCAGACCUGAGCAUACCUGUCAUACUUUUAUUUAGUGUGCUUUCAGUGCAGGACUGUUGUACAGUUUCCAGUUCUUGCCAAAUGCCCCACAUUGGACGGAUGUUUAUGCACGCAAACUAGCACUGUGACCUUUAUUGGAAUGUGAUGCUUGCUUCUCAAAGUGACCAGAUAUACAAACACAGCUUACCAGAGUCUGUGAGACCACACAUUCUUUAAGAAAUAUGUCCAAUUAUUGCAUGCAUUGUAUUGUUAGCAUAUGUUCUUACAGUUACAUUCACUAUCCAUAUGUCAGUAUGUCAGUGAAGGGUAAAAGAUUAUGUAUGGGCAUAGUAUAGAUAGAUUAUAGUGCAGUACUGUUGAUAUUUAAUCAAUCACCUUGAAUUAUAUAUCACUAGAAAGCUUAGUUUACACCCUUAUAUCACACUAACAAAAUUAUUGUACCUUGUAUUUACUCAA